Thalassophryne amazonica is the source of this 8511-nucleotide messenger RNA. RefSeq names its product phosphodiesterase 4D interacting protein (gene pde4dip). The transcript has 35 exons. Gene Ontology annotation, cellular component: microtubule organizing center. The record is from RefSeq and is a predicted model, not a curated record. NCBI's taxonomy places the organism in Eukaryota, Metazoa, Chordata, Actinopteri, Batrachoidiformes, Batrachoididae. Bases 94 to 6729 code for a protein of 2211 amino acids.
CCAUUUAAUUUCACUUUCAUCAGUGCACAUUAUCUUUAAAAACCGCUGAAAGCGUUUUUUAAGUGUUGUUGUUUUUAAGCCCCGCCCUUACUGAUGCUGGAUGCAGUGAGGAUGAAGGACGCCUGCCGGAUCUGUGCCCGCGAGCUCUGCGGGAACCAGCGGCGAUGGCUUUUCCACCCGUCGGCAAAGUUGAACCGCCAGGUGCUGCUGUCCUACGCUUUGGGUCAGGAGGUGACCCGGGACGGGCGAAGCGAGUUUGCCUGCUCCAAGUGCACCUUCAUGCUGGACCGGAUGUACCGCUUUGACACGGUGAUCGCCCGCGUGGAGGCGCUGUCUCUGGACUGUCUCCACCGGCUGCUGCUGGAGAAAGACCAGCUGAGACAGUGCAUCAGCACCCUGUACCGCAAGAACAACGCCAAGGAUGGGAGUGGAGCUCCGGCAGGUUCUGGUGUUGGACCCGGGCCAGAGUUGGGUUCUGAAGACCUGCCUGUGAUGGAUUUCCCAACCCUGCAGUACGUGAGGUACUCAGACAUGAUCCAGGAUGACCUUGCUUACUCUGUGUAUGAAUCCUGGGCUGAGAAGGAUGCUUCCCUGGAUCAGCACCUCCACCCCUGCUCAGGAUCGGACUCCUUGUCUGGACAGAGGCCCAGGCGCUGCCGGGGCUGCGCGGUGCUCCGUGUAGUGGAUUCGGACUACGAGGCGGUAUGUAAGGUUCCUCGCAGGGUCAGCCGUAGGAGCACGUCCUGUGGACCGCCCACCAGCUACUCUUCUGAUGCUCUUCUGGUGGAGGACACCGCCAGAACCUCUGGACACUCCGAGGCAGUGGCGGUUUCCUUUGAGUCCUCGUUGAACAGGUCUAGUCCCAGUUCUGCUUCAUCUGUGGAAUCGUUGGGCACGGCAGUGGAUGUGGGUUUCAUUCCUGUUAACCACAAAGAGACAGCAGAGGACAAAGCUCCUGGGCAAAGAGAGGAAGAAGGUCUGUGGGACAAACACCUCAGCGAGACGUCCUUCUCUGGACUCAAGCUGCUGGGCCUCCUGGCGGGCUGGGAGUACCAACCCGUCAAAGCCUGCAAGGGCAGCAAACUUCCAGUUCUGGUCAAAUCUAAGCUGGAGGCGGAGCUGUCGUUGCCUCUCACCGUCUCACGGAGCUCACCCUGUGGGGGGACAGUGGACUGUGAGCUGGACACCCAACUGCCCGUCCCCAUGUUGAUGACCUCCUGUCCUCAGGGGGCACUGCAGGCUGAGCUGGCAGAGAUGGAGGAGCAUUGGUUGGAUGAUUAUGUUCAGUGUGGACCCUUUCGCUUUCAGCAGAGGCUGAUUGAGGAGCAGCGAGGUCGUCUGGGUCAGUACGAGGCCGCCGCCGGUCAGUGUGUGAGUGAGCUCCAUCAAGCCCAGGACCAGGUCCAUUCCCUGCAGGCCAAGAUCCGACAGAGCGAGACCAGGAACCAGAUGCUGCAGCGGCAUCUAGCCGACAUGGAGCCGGAGCUACGUUCAGCCCGAGAAGAAGCUCAACAGCAGGAAAGCAACGUCCAGAACAUCAGCGACUCCCUCAGAUCCAAGGAGGCAGAGGUUGUGGAGCUGCUCCGGGUGAUUGACGAGCAGAAUAAGAUGCUGUGUUCUCUCAAAGAGCUCGCCAACCGCACUCAGGUUUCGGGGUCAGAGGGCGUCCGAGGUCAGGGUGAGGUUCUGGCUCUGCAGGCUUCUCUCUUCCAGGCCCAGCUGGAGCUGCAGGCCAACCAGCGGGCUCAGCGGCAGGCGGCCCGGACUCAGGAGGACCAGAGCAGGGCCGUGCAGCGACUGGAAACAGAUCUGCAGGGGGCGCUGCAGCACAGACGAGAGACGGAGAGACACAACCAAGAGCUGCAGUCAGCGCUGCAGGAAGCUCGCUCGGCCCUGCAGGAGAGAGAGGAGCAGCUGAGCGAGAGGGACCGAGUCAGCCAGGCGGAGAAGGAGGACAGCGAGAGGACGGCCAGAGAGCUGAGGACCUCACUGCAGACAAAGGAGCGGCUGCUGCAGGAUUGCUGUGAGCUGUUAGAGCAGCAUCAGAAUCCACACGAGAAGAGAGACUCUCUGCUUCAGAAACUCCGCCAGCGCAUCAGAGAGCGGGACAGAACUCUGGAGCGAGCGGUGGACGAGAAGUUCCGCUGCAUGGAGGAGAAAGAGGAGGAGACACGUGGACUGCAGCUGCUCCUCAGAGAGAAGGAGCGAGACCUGGAGAGGCAGCGCUGCGUCCUAAACAACAACGAUGAGACCAUCUCGAGUCUGGAGGUGUUACUUCGUGGUAAAACGCUGGAGCUGGAACAGGUGGGCGGAGCCUACAAAAGCAUCCAGCAGCAGCAGCAGGAGAGCGAGCGGCGGCAGAGUCACAUCCUCAGAGAGAGGGAUGCCGUCAUCAGCCAGCUGCAGGGGGCGCUGCACGCUUGCACCCAAGAGGCUGAGGACCUGCGCUCCUCUCUGUUGGCUCAGAUUCAGUCAGUUCCCAGCAACAUUCUGGAGGAGCUGAAGGUUCGUUUACAGCUCAAAGACCACCUCUUUCAGGAAGUGCUGGCCGACCGGACACGCCAGACCCAGGAGCACCAGGAGCAGGUCCAGGAUCUGCUCCACACCAUCAGCUCCAGGGACCAGUAUGUCCAGGAGGCAGUGAGCCGUUUUGGCGAGCUGAUGGCCGAGCAGGCGACGAGGCUGCAGGAGCUCCGCAGGCAGCUGAACUGCGGCGUGCAGGCGUCAGAGCUCCAGGCUUUGCAGGAUGAGCUGCGUCUGGCUCUGAAGAGACAAAAGGAGAGCGAGGACCAGAGCACGAGUCAGGCUGCCCAGCUGGACUCACUGAUCAGGACACUGCACGGGAAGGAUGACAUCAUCAGGGGCUUCCAGAGUCAGACAGCAGAUCCUUCUGACCUCCUGGCCCAGAGGAUCCAUGACUUGAGAGAAAACGUGGACCAGCAGGUGGCUCCACCAUCCAGAGACCCCGCCCUCCAAGAUGGUCCAGAUACCGGACUGUCUGAGUUUGGAGAACUGAGCUCAGAGGUUGAAGAUGAGGCCGGUGCUGCUGCUGAUGAUGUGAUCAGUGAGUACAGUACAAGCAUCGAUGAAGACGAGUCCAAGCUGAGCAUGCGGGCGCUGAUGAAGUCCAAAGUUCUGGGAGGAGCAGGAACGCAGUUGCAGUACCAGAACCUGAGAUUUGACGGUCCGGUGCUGACGGAGGUCAAACAGCUGGUGGAUCAGAAGAGGGCGGUGGACAGAGAGCUUUCUGAGCUCAGAGCUCAGCUGGAGAAGGCUGGUUUCUCCUCGCUGUCGCAGAUGAGAAAAGCUCUCUUCACCCUGCAAGCAGAGAACGAUGAUUUAAAGCAUCAGCUGAGUGAACAAAGCCGCCAUGACGCUGUUAAUGAUGAACAAAAAGCUUUGACAAGAGAAGAGGAGGAGUUAAAUGACAUCAUAGAGGGAACAAAGCAGGAUGACGACACUGAACUGUGGCAGAUCCGGAGAGAUGACCACUGCCAGAAGAACAUCCGGAUCACUGAGGCCCAGUGGAAAAACAAAACCUCCAGGACCGACUCAUUGCACCUCGCCAACCAUUCACAGGAUGCUGGUCUGGGUAUCGAGCCCGCGGAGCAUCUGCAACGGAACAAAGAGCUUCAGGAGCGUCUGAUGGUGUCUGAGGCCACGGUGCAGUUUCAGACCCAGCAGCUCAAAGACUACAGAGAACUCCUCACAGAGAUGACGGUGAGACGGGACAACAAGCAGAUCCAGGUGGACCUGCAGGACCUGGGCUAUGAGACUUGUGGCCGCAGUGAGAAUGAGGCUGAGAGGGAAGACACGAGCAGUCCAGAGUUUGACGACCUGGAGAUGUGCACAUCUCUGGACUGUGGCUCUCAGUGGUGGCCGUCCAGCAGCAGCGCCGUCUCCAAGACCCAGAGUCCUGCAUACGGGGACGAGGUCUCGUCUCUGCGGCGCCUUGUGGAGGACCUUCGAGCUCAGCUGUCCCGCUCUCAGGGCGCAAUCCGCCGGCUGCAGAGCUGCCAGAACAACAUGUCAACCUCCGCCAAGUACGAACCCCCCGCACCCCGUAAGGUCAACUGGUCCUUCCAGGUUUCACCAUCUCACAGCGGGGCAGAGGACGAUGAGGGCUGGCAGUCGUCUGACGGAGGUCCACUUCCUUCACCGUACCACUCUGUGCCAGACAAAGACCUCCAGGAGCUGGUGUCCCGUGUGGACGCACUGGAGGACCACCUGAGGAAAAGCAGCAGCAAAAUGUCUCUGAAGGAGGACGGAAAGUCUGCUGGUUGGUCCCGUAAAUUCGACAGGCUGAUCCAGGCUCAGGCCAGAGAGCUGUCCAACCUCCGUCAGUGGCUGCAGGAGGGGCGCGGCGUCUGUCACAUCCUCACCCAGCACCUGGGGGACACCACCAAGGCCUUCGAAGACCUGCUGAGGGCCAACGACAUUGACUACUACAUGGGCCAGAGCUUCAGGGAGCAGCUGGAGCAGGGCAGCUCCCUGGCACAGCGCGUCAGCGCCAAGAUCAGCGGACGAGACCAUCCAGAGAAUCCAGAAGAUAAGACGGAGCUGCUCGCCAUCUGGCUCAGUAAGGAGCUUCAGCAGAAGGAUAAGGUCAUCGAGUCUCUCCGCGCCAAGCUCAACCAGCAUGAUGAUCCUCAUCGCUCUGACACCCCUUGCAGUAGCCACGCCUUCUCCGCGAUCACUGACCAAUCAGAUCGCAUUUCCUAUGUAUCAGAUGAGCAGGGAUCCACAAAUGAGAACCUGGAGCUUUGCUCUGAUGUGGACGGUGCCAGUGAACUCGGUCAGGAGGAAACUCGACUUUCUGCCAGGGUUAGCACAGAUUGCCACGCCCACUGUGGAACUGCGUCAUGCCAUGCGUCCGUCCCUCCGUCCAUCGCCUCGUCCCGCAGAAGCCAUUCCUGCUUCAGCUGUCCCAGCAUGCAUUGCUGCUCACACAGACAUGCAGAUGUGCAGAGUCACACAGGAUUUUUAGCUCCGCAGUCCAAACCUCUUCCAGGUGUCCUGACGUCGGCCCACCAACACUCCGGCUCCUCCGUCUUCCUGCCUCUGUCCUGUCAUGGAUUCCAACCUUCUCCCUUCAGCACCGGCAACUUGGACGCAGCCUCAGCCAUGAAGAGUGGAGCCAACCUGCUGGACAGCAGUGCACUGCGGGAUAUGACCUAUGGUCCCCGAGCAGCAAGCAUUCGUGCUGACGUGUCGUCAGGAUCAUCAGGGUACCAGUCAGGCCCAAGUCACACGGGUUCUGACCUCAUGAAGGAGCAUCUGAGAGAGAUCAGGAGUCUGAGGCAGAGACUGGAGGACUCGAUCCAGACCAACGACCGCCUCCGGCAGCAGCUGGAAGACAAACUGGCUCACAGAGACAAAGCAGGUGCUCCUACCAACAUCUACAUCCAGGGUCUAGACUCAGCCAGUCAGCUCUCCAGUGAGGUCAGGAUUUUGAAGGAGGAGAAUGUCAGUCUGCAGAACCAGCUGACCCAGGCCACCAAAGGGGGCAGUAAGGAGGUGGAACAGCUUCAGGAGAUGGCCAUCCUGGAGCAGGCCAGACUGAAGGAGGCGGAGCUAGAGACAGAGAAGUGGGCGGAGCAAAGCAGGCAGAUGCAGGCUGAGGCUGAGGCUCACAGCCAGGAGAUCUCACAACUAAAACAGGAGAGAGAGCGAAACCGAGAAACCAUCAACAGGCUGCAGUCUGACCUCGGUGUUGUCCAGCAGCAGCUGUCAGACAGUCGCAGUCUGGUUCAGUCUCUUCAGGGUCAGGCUGCCAACAGCACUGUGACCUUUGACCCCAGAGCACAGCACAGUCAGCUGGAGCAGCAGCUGAUGAGACGGAAUGAUGCAUCGCCUCAGGCCAGGAGGCAGCUUUUCAUUGACAACGUUCCCUCUCCGCCUGUCAAGGACACCGGAUUCAUCCGUCCUUGUCUUCCAGUCUGUCCCGAGAAGCAACACGGUGAAGAGACCAAAGCUGACAAUCAGACAUCCUCGGCGCCGCAGGGUCAAGCCCCAGACGCCUCAUGUCCCAGCAGUCGCGGUCGCCACAUGGUGGGACUCCUGGAUGACUUCAAGGCUCUACAGCAGCAGAUCCUUGAUGGCAGCACUCUACUCCAAAACAUGGAGACCAGCCUGAAGUCCUGGACCGGACCGGACCUGCAGGAGCGCAGCCAUCAUCAGGUUUUAGAUUCUGUCACAAAGUUCCUCGAUGACACUAAAACUUUGCGGGACCUCCUGGAGGAGGCCGACUCUCUGCUCCGGAUGUUCUGGAGAACGGAUGGACCUGACACUGAAGAAACCAAGCAGGAUCAGCGUCUGAGGGACGAGAUCACGUCCCUGCGCCUGAGGCUUUCUGAGCGAGACCGGGCUCUAAGGGACACCGUGGAGAGAGUGAAGAGCGCCAACCGCACCAAAGACAGCAUGGAGCACUUUAUUGUCAGCCAACUGUCCAGAACUCGAGAUGUCCUGCAGAAGGCCAAGACAAACUUAGAGGAGAACAAGCUCAGGAUCUCCUCCUUUCACCGUGCCUCCUUUGCCCUUCCUCCUCCCUUUUUAUCCUCCUUGUCCUCUCGCCCUUGGCUUAAUAAAGGUGAAGACACAGCAUGCUGCUGUAAGAUCUCCUUCCCUCCUGGUUGGGAUGUCCUGAGGCCUCACACCUCCUCUUCUUCAUCGUCUCUUCUUCCUGGAGCAGUGCUCCACCAGCGCACCCUACAGGCAGCCACGCAGUAGCGCACCAGCCUCUGAUUCUUCUCAGGAGUUAACGUGUCUUCCUGUCCUGUUGGAAAAAGUGGAAACCCUUCUGGUUCUGGUUCUGGUUCUGCAUUCAGAUGCAGAAACAUGACAGCUGAGUGACUUUUGUCGACAUGUUUGUUUGUUGAUGAUUACCUUCUCUUACGUCUGGACUCUACGUACGCAACAGGACCGUUUUGUUUUCUUCACUGUUUUAAUAUCACACCUCAAAACCCAAACCUUCUGCCUUUUAAGAAAAGUUGAGGUUCACAGUUUAAUGUCUCCAGCGUGCUGGCGGUCGUGCCACUGAGCGGUCACGUGCACAUUAACAGCAGCAUCUUGACAAAAGUAAGCACAUGGUAACUUUUCUUUUUUGGUUCUGAAGUUCUGGUGGAACAUGGUGCCACACAGUGAACUGAUCUGUGACACGGGACCAUUUCUCAUACUGAUGUUUCCAUCUGGUGGUGGUUGGCUGUAAUUGCAAAUAUUUAGAAACUUUCAGCAGAUGUAGAAGUGGAUUCUACAUCUGGUCUUCUAAUAACUAAACAAAACAAAACAAAACAGUGUCUAUGAGUUAGGAGCUGAAAUUCUGAUUCUGACUUCAAAUUUUAGCAGGAAUUAGAAAUGAAGCUCCAGUGAGGGUCAGGAGGACAGGCUUCAGAAAAGCCAGAAAUUCAGAGUGCUUAACCUUCGGUGCUGGUGAGAUGAGCCCGGUUCAUAUCUCAAAUAGAAUAGCUGCAUGUGGAAACAAAGCCAUAAUCUCUCUUAGUGCUGUAGACAUGUUUUACUUUGAUCCUGCAUAUAUUUAAUGACCAACUACUGAUAUAAAGCUGACAGCUGGGACAGUUUGGUUUGUUUCACUCUAAUAGAUGUUUAAAAGUAGAAAACUGUAUCGUAGCCACAGAAAUCAAAAGGUUCUGUGGCGUCUUACUGAGGCAGUGUUACACAUUUACACUUCAAUUUUUGCUUUUGGCCGACCCCGCUCACUCACCACAGUGCACCCUGUCUGAAUCUGCAUCCAGUAUUUGGCACAAGUUUUAUGCCACAAACUCAUCCACGGAUCUCCAACGUGCUCACCGGUCCUGGUGCACCCAUGUAGUCUCCCAGUCAGGUACUCUUCAGGAGCUUCGUUCUGAGGUCAGACGGGUUUGGGCAUGCAGAGUGGUAGUGACGACAAAACGAGGCCUCAUGAAGCAUUUGAAGAUUUUUCUAAGACCACUAGAUGGCAGUGUUUAUUCAAAAAAUUGUUCUAAGGGAACUGAAGUUCAUUGUGCUUUGAAUUCUUUUUUUGAACAGACAAAUGCUUCACGAGGCCUCGUUUUGCCAUCAGUACAGAGCAGCACAGUGGUGACACCUUGUGGUUUAGUUUGUACGGUGACUUUAAUUAUAAAGUGGGGUAAAAAAAUGUUUGUGUAGUGAUGCCGACAUAACCCUUGAACCACAAGUAAAACUCGUGACAAUAUGACAGUCUUACUCUGCAUUACAGUAGCUUUCUUGGGAACUAUACAGUCAGCAAUGCCAUAAAAAAUUUUGCUUUUAUUUGCUUUUUUUUUUUUUUUUGGUCAAAUUUUGCCGGUGACACACUGAUGAGAACAGAUUUCACGAUAAAUUGAUCAGAAAUGAUUGAUAACAUGAUGGUUCUGCACAGCUGAGUCUCCACAUUUCGCUCUGUUCAUAGUAUUUCGCUGAGUGGGCGGUUCAGUCUUCUGUCAGUCACUUGCUAGAUGACCUGUCAACAUUCAGCCAAUCAACUUGCCAUAUCAGAUUCUGCACCCGCAACCC